AUGGAGGGGGAGAUGAAAAACUUCGUACUUGUAUGGACAACAGUCCUGGCAUCUCUCCUUUUCUGCCACAAAAUAAGUAAAGUUAUAGCACCAGGUACAACACGUCUUUUAGCAUUCAUCCCUGUCUUCUGCAUCUUCAUCUACCUCUCUCUCCUCCUUACUGCUGUUAAUCUCACCAGUCCUACCUCUUUCUUCGAAACAUGGCUUGCAAACUUCAAAUUGAUGUUGUUUGCGUUUGAUAAAGGUCCUUUGUUCUCAAAUCCACCCCUCCCUUUGUUCAAAUUCAUCAUCACUGCUUCCGACGAAUCUCAAGCAGGUGGAGCUUCGAAAAAGGGAAAGAAAUCGCCGAUCAAUUACGCCGUCAAGUUUAUGGUGCUUGUUUUGUUGCUGAAGAUUUAUGAAUAUGGAGGCCAGCUACACCCUCUGAUGAAAAUGGCUCUGUUUUGUGUUCAUAUUUAUGUGGUUCUAGAUGUGGGUUUAGCCAUGGUUGCGUAUUUAGCUCGAGCAAUUGUUGGUUUCGAGCUCGAACCACAGUUUGAUGAGCCGUAUCUGGCUACAUCUCUACAAGAUUUUUGGGGAAAGAGAUGGAAUCUAAUGGUUACAAGUAUACUACAUCCAACGGUGUACCUUCCCGUCCGAUCAAUUUCCGGUAGGUUUCUAUCGAGAGAUUUAGCUUCGCUUCCGGCGGUAACGGCCACGUUUAUCGUCUCCGGUUUGAUGCACGAGUUAAUAUUUUAUUACCUUGGACGACUGAAACCCACAUGGGAAGUCACAUGGUUCUUCGUGAUUCACGGCGUGUUGGUGAGUAUGGAGUUGGUGGUUAAAAGGGCGGUGGGUGAAAGAUUAUGUCUGCCGCCGGUGGUUUCCGCUCCGCUGGCGUUGGGUGUGGUGAUGGCCACCAGCUUCUGGUUAUUCUUUCCGCCGUUCUUGCGGUGUGAGACGGAACUCCGGUCGUGUAAAGAAUUGGCUGCGUUCAUGGAACUUGUUGUUCGUGGAAGAUUUGUUGGUCCAAAUGACAUAUCUUGCCCGUACUAUUGAAUCUAAACCUUCCAAAGAUAGAAGGGUAUAUAAGAC
Molecule: messenger RNA, 1074 nt
Organism: Lactuca sativa (garden lettuce)
Lineage: Eukaryota; Viridiplantae; Streptophyta; Magnoliopsida; Asterales; Asteraceae
Source: RefSeq, a predicted model, not a curated record